Molecule: messenger RNA, 1097 nt
Organism: Sabethes cyaneus
Lineage: Eukaryota; Metazoa; Arthropoda; Insecta; Diptera; Culicidae
Product: merozoite surface protein 2
Exons: 6
Coding region: 166-975 (269 amino acids)
Source: RefSeq, a predicted model, not a curated record
GUCAGUGGAAUACUCAGUGGAAGAAUACCUCAGCAACCGCUUCCAGGUGUGACGUGAGCAAGUGAUAAACGCGAUCGUGAUCUAGGUUCCCACUCCACACCCCCUCAUCAGCAUCAGCAUCUGCAGUGUCGCAAAGUGUCAUCCCGAGGGAUUAAUAUUUCAGAUAUGGUGAAUAAAUUGGCCGUAGUUAUAGUAGCGGUGGCUUUGAUUGCCCAAUGUGUCUACGGAUUACCGGCACCGCAAUGGUUAUCGUUCAAAGAUGGUAAAUUUGGCGUCGGAUACGGUGGCUAUCACGCCGAAGCAGGACUAGGCGGAUUCCUUGGGGGCAAUAAAGGUUUCGGAGGCCUUUCGGCAUCCGCUGGAACACCAAAUGGACAGCACGCCGGAGCCGGAUUGGGUGGCAUACUGGACGGAAAUGCCAAAACUGCCGGAGGAGCAUAUGCAGGAGCUUCCGCGGGACAGGGAGUCGGUGCCAGUGCGGCCAUUGGAGGCAACUUAAACGGUGCAGGUGGCGCUGGAGGUACCGGAGCUGAAGCACACGCCGGAGGCGUUAGCAAGAAAGUUGUGAAGCUUGGUCAAACCGAUGUUGGCGAAACCAUUUAUACGCAUGAAGUUCCACCCGCUCCGCAGUCCGUAAAUACUCGAUUCAAUCAGGAUUUUGAAACAAAUACUAGGACAAAAACGAUUGUGAAGGAAGUUCAUACUGAUCUUGAGGCACCGCCAGUAGUUCAGCCUCACGUUCACACUCGCACAAAAACGAUCUACAAAAAGAAGGUCAUCACUCGCCCGCAUAAGGCACAAGCUUCCUCCAAUGGACCAACAAGCGGAUCAGGUAGUGGAGGACAUGCGAAUAACCCGAAUUUCUGGAAUGACAUUUUCAACAUUCCGAUAUCUACUUUGAAUGCUGUUAGCCAGUUUCUCAACGGUAAUAAAGGCAACGGUAAUGGAGUGGACAAUGCUCAUAAGGCUACGUAAAGCAGCACUUAUAGCUACCUGCAUGACCCUGAAAUAUUAUCAGUGAAUGUCGGAAGGAAAAGAUUCUCUACAUAAGUAUUAUUACAGACCUACAACAGAUGCAAUGCAUUUUUGAAAACAAA